CGUGUUUCAGUUUCAUGGUUUCAUGGAUAAGGAAUGAUUUUUUUUUAUUAUAUGCGCGGAACUUUGCGCAGUUGAUUGGAAAUUCUGAAACGGACGCCUAACGGCCAAAAUAAAUUCAAGUUUACAAGUUUACACGUGUGUGGACGUGAGGUUGGCAGUGGCAGGUAGGCCAUAGUUUGAAAAAGUUUUUGUAACUUUAUUGUUUCCCCAAAAUCGUGAAUAUCAUGUCAAAAAUUAGCAAAAAGGGAAGGAACCCUGGAGCAGUAGACAACUGGCUAGAUACACUGGGAUUAUAUAGAAAAAACGUUGCUUAUGAUGAAACAUGCUUAUUCAGAGCAGUCAGUGAACAGCUGUUUGAUUGUCAAUUUUACCAUGAAAGAGUACGCAAAGAAUGUAUAUCAUAUGCAAGAAAGAACUAUGAACAGUUUUCAAACCUGGUAUCUUCUAAAACACAGUGGAGUGAACAUCUGAAUAAACUAGAAAAACACAUGGUAUUUUGUGGAGACAUAGAGUUGAACAUCAUCAGCAAAAAGUACAAUCGGGAUGUGAUAUUAUUUGAUGCCUCCAAACAGGAAAUAGUUGAUUUCACAAAGAUGAACCUUCCAAGUGUUUUUCUUCUUUGUCUGAUGGACAGAGAUCAUUUUGAUGUGGUCUACAAGAGAGAACACAUUGCUUCAGCUGGGUUUUGUCAAUUAUACUUGAUAGAUAAAAUGCAAACUAUUUCAGCUAUUAUUUACAAAAUUCUGUACCAGAAGGUAUUCAAAAUUCCUGAUGUUGAGGAAAUAGUAAACAGUAUGCUGUAUGACAAGAACAUUCUUACUCAGGGUGAGGUACAGAUAGAGGAAAAUAAAGAAUUGGCUGAAAGUUCUGAGUCUGAACUAACACCUCUAGAAAAUGUACUUUCAUUUGAGUGUGAUGAGAAAACUUCUACCAAUAUUGCCCCUUUUCCAUUCAAAGUAGCCAAAGCUUUGGAUCCAAAUAUCUACAGGAAUAUAGAGUAUGAUUCAUGGGGUGAAUUGAGAAGGGAAAUGCGAUUAGGGGAGUGGUACUAUGGUGAUGAUAAACUGAUAUUAGGAACAAAAUGCAUAUUCAAUGAUAUUGAUACUAAUGAGAAAUUUGAUUGUUACAUUCAGGAAAUUUUGAAAGGACAAAACAAAUGUGUUGUGUUCCUCACAAAAGUAGCAGAGAAGAAAACAGUAGACUACUCCAGUUUAUCACCUGAAAAUGAUGCCAAACCAUGGCCAUUACCUUACAGGUUUAUGAAGAAUUGUGUAAUAAGUGGGCCAAAUACUAGUUCUCCUCCAGUUGAAAAAUCUGCAUUGAAGACAAAAAGAAAGUAUAAAGACAAGAAGCGCACAAAAAGUGAGAGUAGUAUCAUUUCUACCAAUAUUCAAAUUAAAUCAGAUGUUGAAAAUGUUGAGGACUAUGUUGGUAUACCACUGCAAAUGCAGAACUUGUCGAACUCCCCCCCUUACGCCCUUACUCCCCAGCAAGACACCCCCACAGAGCCCCAACCAGACCCGGCCCACGCGGCGUUGCAGCCCGACGCGGCCUGCCCUGCCGCCCCACCGCGUUACCAGCAACCCUGCGAGGCUGCCCACUGGCAGCCCUGUCUGGCGCCGGCGCCCGAACAGUUCGUGUGGCCGCAGAGUCCUGGCCUGACCCAGGGCGUGUUCAAUUUCAAGCCGAUGGUCGCGUCGGCGCCAGUCACCCCCAACGUCGUGCCUUAUCAUGGUUUUUUUAUCGAGGAUCAUAACUCUUCCAGCAUGAGUGCUUCACAGGCAGGGUUAUAUAUCAGGGUUUCAAAAAGUUAUGAUUACAAAAUUGAAAAUCUGCCCUAUCUGGCGCCGGCGCCCGAACAGUUCGUGUGGCCGCAGAGUCCUGGCCUGACCCAGGGCGUGUUCAAUUUCAAGCCGAUGGUCGCGUCGGCGCCAGUCACCCCCAACGUCGUGCCUUAUCAUGAUCCGAACUACCCCUUUUACUACAACUACCACGUCGAACCGUACCAAACCUACCCGCAAUGGUCUUCCCCUCCGCCCUUCGAGCUGCAACCCCCACCACCUCCCAAGAACGAGGUGGAAAAAGUGGAGGCUGCCAAGUCUCAGUCUGUCGAGCAGGUCGGUGCUGCUGAGCAGACCGCUCCUCAGUACUGUGCGAGGAACGAGAUGGGCACGCAUGCGCACGAAAGGCCUCCGCCGUUGAGUUUCGCCCCGCAGAGCCCCAGUGUGGAGGUUUACCCGCAGAUGAUGACUCUGCCUCCAGGCACCCCCGUAUUAUACGCGACCACACCCCACGAAAUGACCGAAAUAGUGAUGCCAACCACCCCCAUAAUGUACAGCCCGCACAUGGAAAUGUCUUACAACCCUUUCAUUUACCCCCCGACUCCCCCGCCUUCUUGGUACGCCGCUGGGGUCACCUCACAAGGUUUCUUCUUUCCCCCCAGGCAUACCUGAGGCGGUUUAGGUUAAGUUUUUGUUUGUUCCUUUAUUUUUGUUAUCUAUUUUUUAUCAUUAAUGAUCAAUGUUUAUGGUGGAGUAGAAAAAAAAUCGACAGAAAUUUUCCUCUGGAUCUAGAAAAAUUCCAUUCACGGAAUGAAAAAACAAGUUUUUUGUCUUCAAAAACCUAAACUGAAAAUGCUUUGUUAGCUUUCAAAUACAAAUGAAGACUUGAUGCAAAAAUUAUUGUCCCUUAGGAAUACUUUUAUAUUUCGAUUUUCAAUUUAAAAAUUGGGUUAAACAAGUAAAACAAUAAAUGAUUCUUGGGAAAAUACUAUACAGGGUGGGCCACCAGUAACGCCUCGGUCUCUAGAAGGCUAACCACUUAUCUUCUUGGAAAUCUUCAUCUCUAGGAAGUUGCAUGUCAACAUAGGCUACCAUUUAAAAUUAUUUCGAAACAUACAGGGUGUCUCCAAAAACCAUAAAACACUGAAGUUAAACUUUUUUCUAUCGAACACCCUAUAUAUUAUUUCAUUUUGAGAUUCUCCCUGAUGAGCUGAUUUCAACGAGCCAUCAUACUUAGGGUCUAGCAGUUAUAAUUACUGAAAUAUAGGGUGUGAAAAAUCGAGAUUUUCCAAGUUCAAGAAUUUUUUGUGUCUAAACCAUUCAUAAUUGGCCAAAACGGUUCACAUGUCCCUAUCUCAACUUUCGAUCAACUAUCUACUGACAUUUAAUUGAAACAAAUACAGGGUGAUCAAGAUUCUGAAUUCUGCACCACCCUGUAUUUGUUUCAAUUAAAUGUCAGUAGAUAGUUGACAAAAGUUGAGAUAGGGACAUGUGAGCCGUUUUGACCAAUUAUGAAUGGUUUAGACACAAAAAAUUCUUGAACUUGGAAAAUCUCGAUUUCUCACACCCUAUAUCUCAGUAAUUAUAACUGCUAGACCCCAAGUAUGAUGGAUUGUUGAAAUCAGCUCACCAGGGAGAAUCUCAAAAUGAAAUAAUAUAUAGGGUGUUCGAUGGAAAAAAGUUCAACUUCAGUGUUGUGUGAUUUUUGGGGACAUCCUGUAUGUUUCAAAAUAAUUUCAAAUGGUAGCCUAGAGAGGAAGAAUUCCAAGAAGAUAAGUGGUUAGCCUUCUAGAGACCGAGGCGUUACUGGUGGCCCACCCUGUAUAUACAGAGUGAUCCAUACAUUUUAUUUAUGGAGCGAUUUUCACGUAUUUUUUUAUGUAGUGGAGGAAAAGGUGUAUUUUGGAGCUAAGCAACGUCAACUUUUUUGAAAAACCAAGACCUACUAGACUAGAUCUGAUUUAGAGGCUGAAAAAUCCAUUGGUACAGAUCUAUUUCAGAGGACGCUUAUAUGGAUUCUGAAUAUUUUCGCCUCUGAAUGUGAUCCAGUGUGCCUUGAUUUUUUGACAAAAUGAACGCCGCUCAGCUCCAAAAUACACCGUUUCGCUGUCUACAUUCCAAAAAAAAAUUGUGAAAAUCACUUCAUAAAUAAAAAAAUUAUGAGGGUGGCUUGCUUUCAAAUGAGGCACUCUGUAUAUACAUAUGACUUUUUGAUUACCUCUUGUAAUUGUGCAAUUCGAAGAAUGACAUCAACUGUUUUUUUCUCUAACCAUUUGUAAGUAACAGGUUGCAUUUUAUGUAUUACUGUAAAUAUUGAUCAUCUAUGUCUUUUUCACCAUUAAUUGUUAUUUUGUCUCUACUGGUGUAGAGACUCAGAUGUUUUUAUUUUAUUUAAUGUUUUUCAAAUAGUGGAAGUACUAAAUACUGACAUGAUAUCAAGAAGUUUUCUUUUUAAUUUCAUGACAUCCACUCUAAUCAUAUAUUACAAUCCUCAAGCAAUACAUUUUCAGAUUUUUUGUUCGAAGCGUGAAAUAUGUUGGAAUAUUUUAAAUUCCACAAUUCAAAGAACAAAAUUGGCUCAGGAAAAUGUUUUGUAAUGAUAUUUUACGAAGAGUAUUACUUUAUUUUUUUUUUAGAAAUAAGUUUAUGUUGUUUAUAGUAUACAUUUGUUUUACAAGACUUGUUACUUUAUUUUUUUCUUGGAAGACUGUUAUAGUUCAUAAUAUAUGAACUACUUAGUGCCUUAUCUGAAAGGAAAAGAAGUACCCAUGAAUUUUUUUGUAAUUUCUCAAUGCUUGCUCAAUACUAUUUCUACAAUGAUGAUUAUUUCAAUUCAUUAUAGACAAUUACAAAGUAUUGACUAUCAAAAACAAUUAUCUCAAACUUAUUCUUAUGGUCUUUUGAAAUGUCAUGGGUGAUUCAAAUAAUUUUUUUCAUACACGUAUUACUCACUAUGUGGCUGUGAAUGUAGUGCCUUCGAGAUACUCGACGAUUUCCAUAAAAACCAUGUUCCUCUUAUUUUUUAGAAUCACAUUAUUCUACAUGUGAAACUUGUGUUGUAUAUUGUUAAUGUUAAGUACAGGAUGGCUGGAAUUAGAGCCUCAUCAGUGGGAUUUCGUGAACCGUAAGAGAUACAGGGUCGGUUGAAUUAUGGCAAUGUCGCGAAAUUUUAUGCCUAACGACGUUUCCAAAUUUGAAUUUUUUUUUGUAAAAAACUAAAUAUUUGCAAUUUCAUUUUUAUUUUUUUAUGACCCUAUUUAAAUAGAUGUAACAAAACAAGUAGCAUAUUCUAAUUAAUACUUUUCUAGAAGAUGUUGUUAUCAGAUUUUCAAACCGACGUUUCAGCCUUGAGCUGCCAUUAUCAACUAUAAAAUUUGGUUUUUCAAAUACGGCCCUGUAUUUUUUAUUAUGGCUUUCAAGAGCUUUCAAUCUCCUGAUAUCUAUUCUCUUCUCUCUCUAACACAUGGGUUCUUAUGGAAAAUGCCAUCAAUAUGAAUUUUUGGAAUAAGUGCGAUACACCAUUAGUUUUGGGCGAUUAAAAGCUCUUAAAAUCCAUAUUAUGAAAUCUAGGGCCAUACUUGAAAAAACAAAGUUGGUGGUGGCACCUCAAAGACGAAACGUCGGUGAAAAUCUGAUAACACCAUCUUGUAGAACAGAAAAACUAGCAAUGAGUAUGGUUAAUUUUGUUUGCCACAUCUAUUCAAAUAUGGUCAUAAAAAAAAUAAUUAAAUCGCGAAUAUUCAGUUUUCACAAAUCUUUGGAAGUAUUCGGGAUUUUUCAAAUAUCAAAACGGUAUUUUGUAAUGCCUGAAAUUACGCAACUUCGCCAUAGUUAAACCGUCCCUGUAUCUCCUUUUACGGUUUACGAGAUCCCAAUGAUAGGGCUCAAAUUCAGGCCACCCUGUACAUAUGUUACAAAUAUGAUAAAUAGUAUAACGUUAGAUUAUUGCCAAGACUAUUUCAAUAUAGCCAUUAUUUGUUCAUGCUAUUGACUGGCAAUAUUAGUAAUAGGUUUAAUGUUAUGUUCAAGGAUUACCAUUUUGUUUUUUCAAGAGUAUAUUUUAUUUUUUUAUGUUUACCAAGUUUAUUAAAUGAAACGUAUUUCCA
Molecule: messenger RNA, 5887 nt
Organism: Phaedon cochleariae (mustard beetle)
Lineage: Eukaryota; Metazoa; Arthropoda; Insecta; Coleoptera; Chrysomelidae
Source: the annotation of a GenBank genome assembly